CAUGCGCGUAUGGAGUAAUUUGCUUCACUCAGUUUGUAAACAUGACCAUUUGGUGGCAAAAUUGAACUAUUCAGGGUUCGACAGCUAUAACCAAAUCAUUUAUUUGGAGUAAAUCGUGUGUAAGUGACGAAAAGGAAGAAGAUUGGCUGCAACAAUAACGUACAGAGUUGCAAGCAGUCAGUGAGAGCUGAGACUUUUGUGUUGUCCCGGAGUUUUGGCUGCAGUUUGUUUUUCGUUUUUACUCGUCUGCGCUCUAACUUUUGUGCGUCACUUGUGAUUUACUCUUGUAAGAUAUGGAGGGUCACGGCGGUAGCUCGAGUGGGAUAUUGGUCAGUGGCAGUAAUGUCCCCGCAUUCCUCACGAAACUUUGGACUUUGGUGGAGGAUCCAGACACAGAUGCGCUCAUCUGCUGGAGUCAAAGUGGUAACACGUUCCACGUGUUCGACCAAGCCAAGUUUUCAAAGGAAGUCCUGCCCAAAUACUUCAAGCACAAUAACAUGGCCAGCUUUGUCCGACAACUCAACAUGUAUGGCUUCCGCAAAGUUGUCCACAUUGAGCAAGGUGGUUUGUUAAAGCCAGAGAGAGAUGACACAGAGUUUCAGCAUCCUUACUUCAUCAGAGGACAGGAACACCUGCUGGAGAACAUCAAAAGAAAAGUAACUAAUGUGUCUAAUAUCAAACAGGAGGAUGUUAAGCUCUGCCAGGAAGAUGUCACCAAACUAUUGAGCAAUGUUCAGUUCAUGAAGGGAAAACAGGAAUCCAUGGACUCCAAAAUUACUGCCAUGAAACAUGAAAAUGAGACUCUGUGGCGAGAGGUAGCCAGUCUGAGACAAAAACACGCUCAGCAGCAGAAAGUUGUCAACAAGCUCAUUCAGUUCUUAAUGACAUUGGUGCAAUCCAAAGGAGUUCUGGGUUUGAAGAGGAAAAUUCCUCUGAUGCUGAAUGAUGGAAGUUCUACUCAUUCCCUGCCCAAAUACAGUCGACAGUUCUCUCUUGAACCCUUGCAGGGCUCCUCUGCAUUCUCAACUUCCUCCCCACCACACACAAGUGAAACCAUCUUUUCCCCUGAUGUCCCUGUAAAAUCUGGACCAAUCAUCUCUGACAUUACUGGACUGGCACAGGCGAGUCCCACUAAGGCAGCCUUUGAGUGGACAGAUAAGAGCACAAACCCACUGGUCCACUUGGUGGACGAGUCGGCGCCGGUCCGCAUUAAGGAGGAGCCUUCAAGUCGAGCUCACAGCCCCCAGGUGGAGCAAGUCAGCCCGUCGGCCUUGGUCACUGCCACUGAAACCCCGUUGUCUCCCUCCACCUUCAUCGACUCCAUCCUGCAGGAUAGUGACCCAGUCACGGGCCAGCCUGCUGGCGGUCAGAAGUGUCUGAGCGUGGCCUGCCUGGACAAUUCUCCACAGAUGUCAGAGGCCAGUUGUCUUGUCCCCAUCACUUCCUUGUCCUCCAUACCCUCCAGACUGCACCCAUGGAAUGAACUAAACGAGCAUUUGGAAAACAUCGACUCCAGUCUGGAACACCUACAGACUUUCCUCAGUGGGCAGUCCCUCAGUCUGGAUUCGGCAUCUCUUUUUGACGUGUUUAACCCCUCAAUAUCAGGCAGUGAAUUCAGCCUGCCAGAUCUGGACACCAGCCUUGCAAGUAUUCAAGACUUACUUGCACAGGAUCAGAAGACAGCGGAGACAGACGAGAACUCUACCGACAGAGGAAAGCAGCUGGUUCAGUACACAGCCCAGCCCAUUUUAGGUGACCCUGUCGUCUCUGCUGCCACCGGAUUGGACCUGCCUGUCCUGGAAGGAGAGGUCUACUGCGACACCACACAAGAGCCAGACCCAGCCACAUCACUCCUCCUGAAGGACAGCCAGACGAAAGCAGAAGACUUUCUUUUGUCUUAAGCCUGUGUUCUUUUUUUUUUUUUUUAAACAAAGGGAUGUUAAACAGCAUGUUCAUCUUCCUUUCACUCAUGCUCAAGGCAUCUCCCAUAAGGCUGUAUUUUAUAUUUUUUUAGAUCGGGAACGUUUCCAGGAGGCAAACUUUCCGCAUUUCCAGUCCACAGUAACACUUUUUUAAUCUAUUUAAAAAAACAUUUCCAUCUGAGUCAAGGCUUUCAGUGUGUACUUCAUUUUAGCAGAUGAAUAAAAGUAACAAAUGGUGGACCUCUUAGGCUGUAUUCUGUUCUGGCCUGGGAGGGCUGCUGUGGCCAUGUGUGGCUCUGCGGUUCAGGUUCUGGAGGAUGGAGGGGGAUUACUGUGUGGGCCACUGCCGUUGUGUUCAGUACACUACAAGGUAUUCACCUGAUCUAGUGAAUGUCUCGCGGUGUAAAAGGAUAAUAUGUAAGAUGUGUAAGUCUUACUUUAAACUUUAAAAUUUUAAAUGAAAUAUCAGUCAUUGCACUCUCUCACAUCUGCAUAUUUUAACACAAUUCUGUAUCUCAGUUCGGCGUGAUUCGCCUAAUAAGCUAGCUAAGUACAAACAGGACACAGGAAGUAUUGAAUGAAUUAAUAGCAAAGCUUUAUUUUUGUUUUAUAUCUAAUGCAGGGUUAAGCAAAUGUAAA
This is a messenger RNA of Megalops cyprinoides (Indo-Pacific tarpon), 2561 nucleotides long. Its product is annotated as heat shock factor protein 1-like. Gene Ontology annotation, biological process: regulation of DNA-templated transcription. The record is from RefSeq and is a predicted model, not a curated record. The coding region runs from base 294 to 1901 and encodes 535 amino acids. The transcript is spliced from 14 exons. NCBI's taxonomy places the organism in Eukaryota, Metazoa, Chordata, Actinopteri, Elopiformes, Megalopidae. Gene Ontology annotation, molecular function: DNA-binding transcription factor activity; sequence-specific DNA binding.